UGCUUGGGACUGACCAGACAAUAAGAGACACAGAAGUCUUGUCAGCACGGACUAGAGACGGCAAGGGCUACCCCAGGAAGAGGAGCAGUGGCCACAAUGGAUGGGAUUCAGUCGAGGACAGGGGGGAAGGGAAGGGUAUCUGUGUGUGCGCUAAAAGGCAGCUUUCCAGUAUUUUCCUUUAAAACAAUCUUUGUCUUCAUAAAACGUUCUUCAGUGCUCAAAGUAGUCACCAGCGAGCCCGCUUUCUGGCUUCUCUUUCCAACUGAUCAACUGCCCGCCCCAUCGACUGUUGCCUGGAGUUGUGCCUCACGCUUGUCACUUUCUUUUUCAUUCCCAAGCAGCCUUACCUGUAAUCUAUGAAAAUGGCCUUGAAAACUUUGUUUAUGAAUGGAUUUCUAUAGGAUAGUGGAUCUCUUAUUUUCUUUCUAAUAAGACUAUUGUCACUAUAAACAGGCAAAACUUUAAGUUUGAAGAAAUACGUGAGACCCAUAAGGCUGCAGUUUUGAAGCGAACUUAAAUGUGGGAAAAGCAAUAACUUUCAGGGUCACUAUACCAUGUUAUGUGUGUUUCCAUGCAAAGAGUUGUUGUAAAGUUCGUAGCUUUAUAGAAGUGUUUAAAAGAUCUUGACUAAGGUUGAAAUCAGCAUUUAAAUGUUUAAGGAAAUUGGUUCAUGAAACGUGUAGUUUGACUUAUGAGUUGCAUAAUAGUGUUUAAAUAUUUGGGAAAAUGUGCUUAAUCAAUGUAAAAGCUUAAUAAAUUGAACAUUAAACAAAACUAAGUAGUGGUAAGUGUGCUUUCCAGGCCAGAAGUCCCUGAGACAUUACAGAUCUUAGCAACAGACAAGACAGGUUUAAUCCGGUAGAUUUAACAGCUGUGCUUUGGAGCAAAAAUGCAUGAGAUCUGGCUCUUUUUAUUGAAAACAAAAUCCAAACUAAUAUGCUUAGCAGGAAAACUCAGUUAGUGGCUGCAUGGGUUGCUUUUGGUGACCAUGUCUCUUGAUAAGGGUUAUUAUUGAUGCUGUGGCUUGAUUAGUCCUGGAUCAUACGCAGACAAAUGUUCUGUCAGGUUCACCUCUCUAGUUGCAAGUCCAAGGUUUGUUCCUUUAAAACACUUCCGAGGUCCAGCUUUCUAAAGUGAGGAGGAUUGAGAAGCGAGGGGUUUAGAGAAAAAGGAGACCAUGCAACCUGGGUGAUCAAAGGACUUUUAAGAAAAAGACAAAUUAAUAUUCCAUUUUAUGUUGUGUUGAUGUUAAACCCUUCCAUCUCCCUGGUGUUCAUUAAAGCUGCUGUAUAAACAGACACAUCCAAAGUGUAAGUAUUUUCACUUCAUAUCGCUCUCUGGAAAGAAUGAUUCAAGUUGUCAAUUGAUGAUAAUGUAAUACAAUUCAUGGAUAUGUUGGUGGUCCUUUCUAGCUGCAGAAUGUGCAUUGCUAUUUCUGGAAUGGUUGCUGCGACUUGCCACUUGCCUGGCUGAUCUAAGAUGCUCCAAAGGUUCUCUGAGGAUUUAUAGGCUAAUAAUGGUUAAGGAGUUUGUGUCCUGAAGAACUCUGUAAUCCUAUACUUCCCGAAUCCCACGCUAAGCCAGGACCUUCUGUCAUACCCCAAGAGUACAGGCAGUUUGAAAGCUCUUGUAAGCAAUCAUUCUGCUUGACCUUUGGGGUUCCAACGAGGUGCCACUUAGGCACCUCCUCAGUAACUUUGACCACAAUGUAGUUUCUUCUUGGCCCUCUGCCCCAGGUGGUGCCCAGAGGGAGGGUCUUCCUUUUGGAACUACAGCGGCAAAGCAAGCCACGCCAUGGGUGAGAUUAGCCAAGAGGCGGUGGAGACAUGCCUGGAGGACCACCCUCGGUUUGCCAAGGAGUACUUCGACAAGAAACUGCAGACGGUGGCCCUGGGUGAAGCCUCCGAGCACAGCGAGGUGCAGGGCCCGGCCAGUGGGUCCUUCCAGGGGCUGUCACGGGAGGAUGAGGCGGCACUGUGCGUGGAGCUGCUCCAGGCCAUGCGGGAGGAGGCGGGCAGCGCAGAAGCGGUGGCGCACAGGGCCCUGCAGAGGCUGGCGCAGCUGCUGCGGGCUGACCGCUGCAGCCUGUUCCUCGGCCGCUUCCGCAACGGCACGCUGGAGGUGGCCUCCAGGCUGCUCAACGUCACUCCAACCUCCAAGUUUGAGGACAGCCUGGUGGUCCCUGACAGAGAAGUUGUGUUUCCCUUGGACAUCGGGAUAGUAGGUUGGGUUGCUCACACAAAGAAAGCUCUUAAUGUCCCAGAUGUGAAGAAGAACAGCCAUUUUUCUGACUUCAUGGACAAACACACCGGGUAUGUCACUAGGAACUUGCUGGCAACCUCAAUCAUGAUGGGCAAGGACGUUCUGGCUGUGGUUAUGGCAGUUAACACAGUAAAUGCAUCUGAAUUUUCCAAACAAGACGAAGAGGUGUUUUCCCAGCACCUCACCUUGGUUUCUAUCAUCCUAAAGCUUCAUCAUACCAACUACCUGUACAGUGUUGAAUCCCGAAGAAGCCAGAUCCUUAUGUGGUCAGCCAAUAAAGUGUUUGAAGAGCUCACAGAUGUUGAGCGACAGUUUCACAAGGUGCUCUGCACAGUUCGAACGUAUCUGCUCUAUGAGCGCUACUCCAUCGGGCUGCUGGACGUGACCAAGGAGAAGGAAUUCUAUGAUGAAUGGCCAAUCAAGCUUGGAGAAGUCGAGCCUUAGAAAGGUCCAAAGACACCGGACGGCAGAGAAAUCAUCUUUUAUAAAAUUAUUGAUUACAUUUUACAUUGGAAAGAAGAGAUCAAAGUGAUUCCGACACCUCCCGCAGACCACUGGGCUCUUGUUAGUGGGUUGCCAACAUAUGUUACUGAAAAUGGAUUCAUAUGUAACAUGCUGAAUGCCCCUGCAGAUGAAUACUUCACAUUUCAGAAAGGACCUGUAAAUGAAACUGGCUGGGUCAUUAGAAAUGUCUUAUCCCUGCCUAUUGUCAACAAGAAAGAUGACAUUGUGGGAGUAGCUACAUUUUACAACAGGAAGGAUGGGAAACCUUUUGAUGAGUAUGAUGAACACAUCACUGAGACUCUCACACAAUUUCUUGGCUGGUCUCUUUUAAAUACUGAUACCUAUGAGAAAAUGAGUAAGCUAGAAAACAGAAAGGACAUUGCUCAGGAAAUGCUCGUGCACCAGACUAAAGCCACUCCUGACGAAAUCAAGUCUAUUCUGAGAUUUCAAGAGAAGUUAAAUAUAGGUGUAAUUGAAGACUGUGAAGAAAAACAACUUAUCACAAUUUUGAAAGAGGACUUGCCGGACCCCAAGGUGUUAGACCUGUAUGAAUUCUGCCUCAGUGACUUCCCCGUUACAGAGCACGAACUGAUUAAGCAUGGACUACGACUGUUUUUUGAAAUAAACGUGGUGGAGAAAUUCAAAGUCCCCGUAGAGGUUCUUACCAGAUGGAUGUACACCGUGAGAAAAGGGUACCGUUCCAUCACUUACCACAACUGGUGGCACGGGUUCACCGUGGGGCAGACCAUGUUCACUUUGCUGAUGACAGGAAGGCUGAGGAAAUACUAUACAGACCUUGAAGCCUUUGCCAUGCUCGCUGCUGCCUUCUGCCAUGACAUCGACCACAGAGGCACCAAUAACCUGUAUCAGAUGAAAUCCACAUCUCCAUUAGCAAAGCUCCAUGGAUCUUCUAUUUUGGAGCAGCACCAGCUGGAGUACAGUAAGACUCUACUGAAGGAUGAGAGUUUAAACAUCUUCCAGAAUCUAAACAAACGCCAAUUUGAAACAGUUAUUCAUUUGUUUGAAGUUGCAAUAGUAGCAACUGACCUGGCUUUAUACUACAAGAAGAGAACCAUGUUUCAAAAAAUUGUUAAUGCUUGUGAAAAAAUGGAAGCUGAAGAAGAGGCCAUCAAAUAUGUAACCAGUAAUCCAACCAAAAAACAGAUUAUCAUGGCAAUGAUGAUGACUGCAUGUGACCUGUCAGCUGUAACCAAACCCUGGGAGGUACAAAGUCAGGUAGCACUUCUUGUAGCAAGUGAAUUUUGGGAACAAGGAGACCUGGAGAGAACGGUGCUGCAGCAACAGCCUAUUCCUAUGAUGGACAGAAACAAAAAAGAUGAACUACCUAAACUUCAAGUUGGAUUUAUUGAUUUUGUUUGUACUUUUGUAUACAAGGAGUUUUCACGGUUUCACAAAGAAGUCACACCUAUGCUGAAUGGCCUUCAGAAUAACAGGAUGGAAUGGAAAUCCCUAGCCGAUGAAUAUGAUGCAAAGGUGAAGGUAACUGAAGAGGAGGCAGAAAAGCAGGAAGAGGGAAACACAAUUGAAAAAGUUGCGGAAGAUACAGGAGGUGGUGCUGACGACAAAAAGUCCAAAACUUGUCUAAUGUUGUAAUGUGCUCCAACUGGUCUAAAUUUCAAAUAUUGUUUAUACUUUAGAAGAAAAACAGAAAACAUUCAAAGGAACUUCAGUGAAUUUCAUUCAGCAAACCAUGAAGUAACAUAGUAAGAGGUGCUUCAGAAAACUUACCAUUGUAACUAUUAAGAGAAAAUACACUGCUAGCCUGAAAACCCUGAGGGUAAAAUGAAGUUCCACAGAAGUGCAAAAUAAGAUGAAAAUAAGUGCAUUUUGAAGUGCCAAUUUGUUUCAGAUUAAAAAUAUAUAAUCCUGAAACUAGUCACCAAUUGUUUUUUUUUUAAGUUCUUAUUAAUUAUAUUCAUUUGCUAGGGCUACCAUGACAGAAUACUGCAGACUGGGUGGCUUAAACAGAGAUUGAUUUUCUCACCAUUCUGGAGGCCAGAGGACAAGAUCAAGAUGUUGGCAGGAUUUGGUUUCUUGCAAGGCUUCUCUCUCCUUGGUUUGUAGAUGGCCAGCCUCCCCCUGUGUCUCUACAUGGUCUUCCCUCCUGUAUGUCUAUAUCCUAAUCUCUCCUAAAAACAGUCAUAUCAAAUUAGGGCCCACUCACAGACCUUGUAUUAAUUAUCUCUUUACACUAUCUCCAAAUACAGUCACACUGGGGUAUUAGGUGUUUCUAUUUCAACAUCACUUUAAGGGGGGACACAAUUCAACCCACUGCAUUAAUAAUUGUGAUUUAUAUACUCAAAUCCCUCCCUGAACUAAAAAUAUCUCAUCAUUAUGUCUUAUUUUAAGAAUAAAUAUAG
Messenger RNA from Phyllostomus discolor (pale spear-nosed bat), 5147 nucleotides. RefSeq names its product phosphodiesterase 6C (gene PDE6C). Gene Ontology annotation, molecular function: 3',5'-cyclic-nucleotide phosphodiesterase activity; protein binding. Gene Ontology annotation, biological process: visual perception; signal transduction. The transcript has 22 exons. The record is from RefSeq and is a predicted model, not a curated record. Lineage: Eukaryota; Metazoa; Chordata; Mammalia; Chiroptera; Phyllostomidae.